Messenger RNA from Encephalitozoon romaleae SJ-2008, 1005 nucleotides. RefSeq names its product DNA repair protein Rad51. Gene Ontology annotation, molecular function: single-stranded DNA binding; DNA strand exchange activity; ATP-dependent DNA damage sensor activity. Bases 1 to 1005 code for a protein of 334 amino acids. Gene Ontology annotation, biological process: mitotic recombination; double-strand break repair via homologous recombination; mitotic recombination-dependent replication fork processing. Gene Ontology annotation, cellular component: condensed nuclear chromosome. The transcript has a single exon. Lineage: Eukaryota; Fungi; Microsporidia; Unikaryonidae. The record is from RefSeq and is a predicted model, not a curated record.
AUGAGCGAGGAAUAUCAGUAUCAGGACACAGAAUACCAUUCCGAGAGUAUAUCCAUAUCUGAAUUGAAGAAUGGAGGAAUACUGGCUGUGGAUAUAGCAAAGCUGAUAGAAGCUGGAUUCACGACAGUUGAGUCAUUGGCAUUCGCUCCAAAGAGGCAGCUUCUUUCUAUAAAAGGAUUUUCUGACAUCAAGGUGGACAAGCUUAUCAAAGAGGCAGCUAAGUUGGUUCCGAUGGGAUUUACAACGGCAUCUGCAUAUCACCAGAGAAGAUCAGAGCUUGUUUAUUUAACCACUGGAUCUUCUGAGGUGGAUAAACUACUGAACGGCGGGUUUGAAUCAGGGAGCAUAACAGAGAUAUUUGGUGAGUUCCGAACAGGAAAGACACAGCUGUGCCAUACAGUUGCAGUGACAUGCCAGCUCCCUCCUGAGCAAGGGGGAGGGGGAGGAAAGGCCAUGUACAUAGAUACCGAGGGGACUUUCCGGUCAGAAAGAUUGGUCCCAAUAGCAGAGAGGUUUGGGCUAGAUCCAAAUGAGGUUAUGGACAACAUAUCAUAUGCCCGUGCAUAUAAUUCGGAUCACCAAUCUCAACUUCUAAUCAAAGCAUCUGCAAUGAUGUCCGAGUCAAAGUAUUCGGUUCUUAUAAUUGAUUCUGCAACUGCCUUAUACAGAACGGAUUUCAGCGGAAGAGGAGAGCUUGGGGCCAGGCAACUACAUCUGGCAAAAUAUCUCCGUAGCCUGGUCAACCUUGCAGAAACAUUCCGUGUUGCCGUCAUCAUAACCAAUCAAGUGGUUUCCAAUGUGGAUGGAGCCGUCGGGAUGUUUGCUGGAGAUAUCAAGAAGCCAAUAGGAGGAAACAUCAUGGCACAUGCAAGUACAACAAGACUUUACCUGCGAAAAGGAAGAGGGGAGACGAGGAUAUGCAAAAUAUAUGACUCUCCUUGUCUUCCUGAAUCAGAAGCUGUCUUUGCAAUCACUGAGCAGGGUAUCAACGAUCCCGACGAAUGA